Molecule: messenger RNA, 1491 nt
Organism: Mycotypha africana
Lineage: Eukaryota; Fungi; Mucoromycota; Mucoromycetes; Mucorales; Mycotyphaceae
Product: nucleoporin complex subunit 54-domain-containing protein
Exons: 7
Coding region: 1-1491 (496 amino acids)
Biological process (GO): protein localization to nuclear inner membrane; nuclear pore organization; NLS-bearing protein import into nucleus
Cellular component (GO): nuclear pore; nuclear pore central transport channel
Molecular function (GO): structural constituent of nuclear pore
Source: RefSeq, a predicted model, not a curated record
AUGAGUUUUGGUGGAUUUGGUUCUUCAACCUCUGCGUUUGGCAGUAAUACAACACAAUCAGCUGCAGGCACAUUAUUUGGAGGUACACCAACAGCAUCAUCACAACCUGCUAAUACCAGUGGGUUGUUUGGAUCAACUACAGCAAAUAACAGUUCAGCUGGAACUCUGUUUGGGAGUAAUAAUACAGUCAACUCAGCAUCGGCAGGCACUUUAUUUGGUGGCUCAGCAACUGCUACCUCAGCGCCUGCUUCCACAGUCGAAGUUGGAACUAAUGCAUUUACAUUCGUAGGGUUUGGAGUGUUCGGAUCUACACCAGCUUUCAAUACAGGAACCGGUACUUUUGGCGCAUCAGCAUCCUCAACUGCGCCAACAUUUGGCGGCUUGAAUACAACUUCGCAGCCUACAUCUUCUGCAUUUAGCUUAAAUACCUCUGCACUUGGUACUUCAAACAAUUCUGGUUUUGGUACAACAACAAAUAAUACGAUCGGCACUAAUACUGCAGGCGGCUUUGGCGGCUUGGGCUCGUCCAUAAAUACAAAUACUGGUUUUGGAGCAUCAACAGCUACGACAGGAUUUGGAGGAUUUGGCUCUAACAAUGCGACAACAACGAAUAAAACUGGAUUUGGCACAUUUGGUAGCUCAAAUAAUUUAUUAAAUACACAGAAUAAUGUCACCUCAUUUAACCUUCAACAGCAACAACAGCAACAGCAACAACCAGGCGUAUCACAACAAAAAGAAAACGUUUGGCAAGAAUUUGCUUUAAUCAAAGCACGAUUUGAUCCAACAUCACCUCUUUGUCAGUUUAGACAUUACUUUUACAAUAAAGUGCCGCCAAAUGAAGUACAACUUUACGUCCGCCCUCCUAACCAAGAUGAGCAAUUGUGGAAUGAAGCGUGCCGUAAAAAUCCAGAUCCUACAAGCUUGGUACCCGUUUUAGCCGUUGGUUUUGAUGAUAUUUUGAAACGUAUUGAAACACAACAGAAGCAAUCGAAAGUAUUUGAAAACACAUUAUUACAAAUUGCUGAAAGAGUGUCAAUGUUACGUCGUAAACAAGAUUUAGGAACAAAAAUUAGACUAGAAGAGCAUAAGCGUCGUCAUAUGGAUCUAAGACAGCGUGUACUUAGGUUACUUCGCUACAGUCAGGUGUUACGUUAUAAAGGAUUCCCAUUGACCGCAGAGGAAGAGUCGGCUAUGGAAGAAUUGAAUAAAAUGGCCACAGAAAAUUAUAAUCCGGAGGAUCUUGCGUCGAGAUUGAACAUUUUAUGGGCGCAAAUACAAAGUAUUAGGGAGCAGCGUUCAGCUAAGCAACAAAAUGAAGUCGAAGUCUGGCGUACAGUCAGUGAAGAAGAUACCAACGCCAUUGCAAAGCUUUUGGAAGAUGAACAAAAUGGUAUUAAACAUAUCACAAACGUUAUUAAAGAAGAUGAAAAGGAGCUAGAAACGAUGGAGGCCGAGCUUAAGGAAAGGAUUAAGCAAAAGACGCGUCGAUAA